Messenger RNA from Dissoconium aciculare CBS 342.82, 1968 nucleotides. Its product is annotated as putative P450 monooxygenase. Gene Ontology annotation, molecular function: heme binding; iron ion binding; monooxygenase activity. The record is from RefSeq and is a predicted model, not a curated record. The transcript is spliced from 2 exons. Bases 208 to 1815 code for a protein of 535 amino acids. NCBI's taxonomy places the organism in Eukaryota, Fungi, Ascomycota, Dothideomycetes, Mycosphaerellales, Dissoconiaceae.
GCGAUGGAACUCGGAAUCGAACGAGAUCGGUUAGUCUACGGACCCAGAUCCUCAUCAUGAACUCAGAUAGCUUUCUCCUCAGCAUUUGGUGAAAUAAAGUAAUGUCCCGUUGGCCAGCCGCCUGAGUCGACCGCCGAAGUAAUCGAGCGCACGCGUUCCUGGGAGAAGUAAACACGCACAGCGGCAAGCGAGCAAGCGAAGCUAGCCAUGGCAUUCACCGACGACUUAAUACCGCUGCUCAAGGGUUCGCCUAUCACCAGUAUCGCAAUCGCGGUCGUGACGCUCCUGGUCAUAUACCUCUUCGUGGGAGCGAAAGCCGACGAGCGCGAGCCGCCAUAUGUGAAGCCGGGAAUCCCGUUCAUCGGCCAUGGCCUGGGACUCAUGUUCCAGGGGACGCCGUAUUACAAGAUCAUCGCCGCCAAAACCGACGCCCCCAUCUUCUCCCUCAACCUCCUGGGAACUCGUCUGUAUAUCGUCAAAUCUGCCAAGAUUGUCGCCGCCGUGCAACGCAAUGCCAAAAUCCUCUCCUUCGACCCGUUCCUCACCGCCGCCGCCGAGCGCAUGGCCGGCAUCACCGGUCCCGGUCUGAAGCUACUCCAGGAAACCCAUGCGGGCGGCGGAGGACUCAACCAGACCGUUGUGCAUGCGAGUAUCCCAUCAUUGAUGGGCAGUGGACUCGACGAGAUGAAUCGCACGAUGCUAGUGAAGAUUGGACCGCUAAUGGACCAGCUUAUCGAUGGUCCAAGGAGCGAGAUCGAUUUGCACAGGUGGUGUCGCGAUGUGAUUACUACUGCGAGCAGCGAGGCGGUCUGGGGGAAACAGAACCCUUUCCGGUCGGAGCAGACGACGGAGGAUUUCUGGUAUUUCGAAUCCAACCUCAACAUUCUCCUGGCGAACAUGCUCCCCUGGAUCACCGCGCGGAAAGCGUACCAGUGCCGAGAGCGCUUCGUCGACGCGAUGGAGGCCUUUGCGCAAUCCGGCGGCUACGAGGAAAAAGACUGCUCCGAGCUCGCCCGUGCGCGUCGGGAUGCCCAGCGCGAUGGCGGCGCCACGGUCCGCGACACGGCGAGACUGGAGAUGAGCCUCAACAUUGGCGUGCUCUCCAACACCGUGCCGUCGACGUUCUGGUGCAUGUUCGACAUCUUCUCACGCCCGGAUCUCCUCGCCGCCAUCCGCCGCGAACUCGAGACGCACGCCGUGGUCACCCCCGACCCGUCGGCGCCACACAAGCGGGCGGUGGAUAUCAGCUUGAUCCGCGGCGACUGCCCCUUGCUCGUCGCCGCGUUCCAGGAGAUGCUCCGCCUGCACUCCAACGGCGCGCCCAUCCGCUUCGUGUACGAGGACGUCGUCCUCGACAACCAGUUCCUCCUGAAGAAAGGGUCCAUCCUGCAGAUGUCCGCGCCGGUGAUCCACUCGGAGCAGACACACUGGGGUCUCGACGCCUCCAAGUUCGACGCCACGCGGUUCGAUAGCCAUGUAGCCAUCGCGGGGCAGAAGGCGACCAAGGCGCACACGAAGCCGCGAGCGACGUCGUACAUGGCGUGGGGCGCGUCGCCGAAUUUGUGCCCGGGCAGACAUUUCGCCACGGCGGAGAUUCUCGCUGUGGCUGCGAUGUUGGUUCUCAGAACGGAUAUUACGCCUGUCAAGGGUCAUUGGUGGACGCCGAAGUUAAAUUCGAAUGCGAUGGCUGCAGCCAUGUCACCGCCUGGUGAGCCGUAUCCUGUGAGGAUACAGAGGCGCAAGGAAGUCGAGGGGAUUGAGUGGUCGUUUAUUGUUAGCGGGCAGAAGGAUAAAUUUGGGCUGAUCACGGGAUAACAUUCAGAGCGAGGUAAUGUGAGGAUAUUCGCAAAAUCCGGUUCCGCGCGUAGAUCUUUAAGUUGAUGUAUUCUGAUGUGCAAGUGUAUACCUAGGUACUCACAGUGAGUGCCAGACAUCGUCAUGUAAUAGUAGAGCGAGCGGUUCUGAUCC